This is a messenger RNA of Cyclocybe aegerita, 1215 nucleotides long. NCBI's taxonomy places the organism in Eukaryota, Fungi, Basidiomycota, Agaricomycetes, Agaricales, Hemipholiotaceae. The record is from the annotation of a GenBank genome assembly.
AUGGCACCAGACUGGGGCAUGAUUCAAGUUGUUAUUGGCCUUGCUGUGCUGGUGUUCGUAAUGCCGCCCCAUUGGGCGGUCCUCCUGCGCGACGCCUUCCGGACCCUCUACUUGAAAUGGAAGCCACGCGAUGGCCAGUGUGAAUACCUCUCCUACGCAGAGAUGACGCGGGAGCCCGAUACACCUGUGCAUCAUUGCCGGAGGGCUUGUCCACACACCCAUAGGCGGCAUAUUGCUGGCCAGACUUGCUGGCAAACCACCAUCAGUGACUUCUUCGACCCAAGAUCAUUCAGGAGGAAGAUUAUAGAGAAACCUACCGAGAAGCUCCCCCUCCAGCAACGUUAUCUGUGCCUGGACAGAGAAGUCCUCCAUGCCUUCAUCCUCUGUAUGAUUCCAGCUUCCUUCGCACCCAAGAAGAUCGAGUUGGCGAGGGCGACGGAGACAUUCGAAGAAGGAUUCUUGAAGAUUGAUGUCAAAUCCAGAGGAGAGGAUGGGUCGGGUCCUGUAGUGCUGCACAUCGCCCAUAACCCAGUGCCGUCAGUUCAAGUCCCAUGGAACCACAGUCUAACGGCACACGAGAUCAAGUGCAUCCUGGAACAUUAUCCUCCAUAUUACCGAAAGACUCUAUACUACCACCACAGGCCUAUCCCAUCGCCAAUCCGAAGCUUUGAAGACGUCAAACGAGGGGGCUGGGUUGUCGCAGUGGGCUUGACGAAGUGCGAACCCGUUCCGGUAUACAUGGAUAUUUUAGACGAUCCAAUCAACAACCGCGGUGCCGUCUUUUGGCGAGCAAUUCGGCGAGUGAAGGCCAUUAUCCAAAACAACAUCCAGCCGCUCUUUCAAGAGCCGGGAGAGGCAAAAGAUAUUUGUGCCGUCAUGAGACUACUCGAUUAUGUUCUUGAGGAAAUGACGGAUAGUGGAUUGGGUGGCAUCAUUGUUGGGAGUAGACUGGUCGACCCGGAUGCGCUGGAGAGGCUUACAGUCGAUCAAUGUCAGCAAGCAAUCCAAAUUUUCAACAACUCACCUCGUUUGGAUACAGAAGGUUUGGAAAGGGUUCGCGAAACCUUGUCGCCGAUUCUUCUCCAAGUUCUGUGCGGGAUAUAUUGGGGAGUGCAUUUGUGCAUAAUAUGUGUGAAGAAUCCCGGUAGGGAGUUGAAUCGGAUACUUCCUGAAGUUUUGAUAGACGAAGACAGGUUUUACUUACAAGGUUGCUAA